CUGGCGCACUCUCGGCUUCCGCGAUCCCGCAGCGCUCGGGCUCGGACUUCGCCAUGUACCACAACAGCAGCCAGAAGAGGCACUGGACUUUCGCCAGUGAGGAGCAGCUGAGCCGACUGCGGGCCGACGCCAACCGCAAAUUCAAAUGCAAAGCGGUGGCGAACGGGAAGGUUCUUCCAAAUGAUCCAGUGUUUCUUGAGCCUCACGAAGAAAUGACACUCUGCAAAUACUAUGAGAAAAGAUUACUGGAAUUCUGUUCCGUGUUUAAGCCAACAAUGCCAAGGUCUGUUGUGGGGACAGCUUGUAUGUAUUUCAAGCGUUUUUAUCUUAAUAACUCAGUAAUGGAAUAUCACCCCCGGAUAAUCAUGCUUACAUGUGUGUUUUUGGCCUGCAAAGUGGAUGAAUUCAAUGUAUCUAGUCCUCAGUUUGUUGGAAAUCUUCGGGAGAGUCCUCUUGGACAGGAAAAGGCACUAGAACAGAUUUUGGAAUAUGAACUACUACUUAUACAGCAACUUAAUUUCCACCUUAUUGUCCACAAUCCUUACAGACCGUUUGAGGGCUUCCUCAUUGAUUUAAAGACUCGCUAUCCCACGUUGGAGAACCCAGAGAUGUUGAGGAAAACAGCUGAUGACUUUCUUAAUAGAAUUGCACUGACGGACGCUUACCUUUUGUACACUCCUUCCCAAAUUGCCCUGACUGCCAUUUUAUCUAGCGCCUCCCGGGCUGGAAUUACUAUGGAAAGUUACUUAUCAGAGAGUCUCAUGCUGAGAGAGAACAGAACUUGCUUGUCCCAGUUACUGGAUACAAUGAAAAGCAUGAGAAACUUAGUAAAAAAGUAUGAACCACCCAGACCUGAAGAAGUUGCUGUUCUGAAACAGAAGUUGGAACGAUGCCACUCAGCUGAGCUUGCACUUAAUGUAAUUACGAAGAAGAGAAAAGGCUAUGAAGAUGAUGACUAUGUCUCAAAGAAAGCCAAACAGGAGGAGGAAGAAUGGACUGAUGACGACCUCGUAGAUUCCCUCUAGCCCUGUAAAGUUGAUUUGUCACUGCUAACUAAUCAGCAGAAAUAGGAAGCAUAUCUGGAUUGUAACUGCAUGUAAAAAGUUCAUUGUGAAAAAUCAAAUCUUUUCUGUUAUUUAAAUUGUUUACCUUUUUUGGCAGCUUUGUGUAAAAUAAACCCAGAAUAAUACCA
This is a messenger RNA of Lepus europaeus (European hare), 1192 nucleotides long. It is a transcript of the gene CCNH, whose product is annotated as cyclin H. Lineage: Eukaryota; Metazoa; Chordata; Mammalia; Lagomorpha; Leporidae. Gene Ontology annotation, molecular function: cyclin-dependent protein serine/threonine kinase regulator activity. The record is from RefSeq and is a predicted model, not a curated record. The transcript is spliced from 9 exons. Gene Ontology annotation, biological process: regulation of cyclin-dependent protein serine/threonine kinase activity; DNA-templated transcription; regulation of transcription by RNA polymerase II. Bases 54 to 1025 code for a protein of 323 amino acids. Gene Ontology annotation, cellular component: nucleus; transcription factor TFIIK complex.